UCUUCUGCUAUUGAGCUCCAACCUUAUUGAACACCUUUGUGAUGAAUGUGAACACUGACUGCACCCCAGGAACCUCCUCACCUUCUCACCUACAUCACUACUUGACUUUAAUAACACACAUGUAGCUAUGAAUCUCCACUAUUGUCCAUAAGCACACUCCAACAUCUAGUGGAACAUCUUCCCAGAAGAGUGGAGGGAAUUAGAAGAGCAAACUGGGACUAAAUGUGGAAUGUGAGGGUUAAAAAGCACAUAACAUACUUAUGACCAGGUGCCUGCAAACUGUUGGUAAUAUAGUGUAUCUGAGAAAAGAUCAUCGUGUCCCAAAUCACACACAGCAUUUACAGUGAGGCCAGGUGCAUUAUGGGUACACACUUUGUGCAAUCAGGUGAUUUUUAUUAAAAGAUGAUAAAAAUAAGGUGUGUGUUGAUGAAUAAAUGGUGAUUUUCUUUAUUCUUCCUUUAUUUAGAUGUGAUUUAGUUUUGAUUUCCUCCCUGUCUUGCACUGAGCGUUUCUCGGCGUCGUUAGAGUCAUUAGUAUGAGAUGAGGAGUAAUAAAUGUUUACGGCCCUCAUCACGUCAUCGUAAAGUUAUUACAGACUGGAUCUCCACUCACGGUUCCUCUAUAUAAAGGAGGAAGAACGUGAGAAGGAUCGGAUUUGUCUUCAGGUAUAGGAGAUCUCAUCACUCAGCGCGAUGUGCAGGAAGACGAGCAAGAUCACACCAUGUUCCUCUCUGGAGGUUCUCCUGAGCACCGUGACCAUCGUGUUGUUUCUCGUGUGUGUGGGACUCGCGGUCGUGUCCUGGUUAGCGCUCCAGCCGGGUACUGAAGGACAAACAGGAAGCAGUAAUUCAUCAUUCAGUGGAACUCUGACCAUCUCUCAGGGAGCGAGUUUCAGUGAGGAGCUCAGGAACAGGAGCAGCGUGGACUUUAAAGCUCUGGCCUUUGAUACGGAGCUUCUGAUCUCAGACGCGUAUUCACUCAGCACCUUAAAUACUGAGUUCAGGAGCUGCAGAGUCACUGAGUUCAGUCCAGGCAGUGUGAUAGUGCACUACACUGUGCUGUUUGGAGAUGUUGUCGAAGUAUCAGUGGUGCAGCAGCAGUUAAUCUCCGGUUUACAGAAAAUUCCAGACUCAACACUCGUCAUCAACAGCAGCAGUGUUCAGAUCACAGUUAUUUCCACCACACCGAUUCCCCCGACAACUACACCUCAACCAGUAAGAUGUCCGGAAGGACAGAAAUUGUGCAGAGACGAUGUGACUUGUGUUGAUAUAAACAGUUAUUGUGAUGGAGAACUGAACUGCCCAGACGGCUCAGACGAGUCUAACAGCACCUGUGCGACGGUGUGUGAUGGACAGUUUCUCUUGUUGGGGCCAAGUGGAUUUUUUUACAGUAAUAAUUUCCACCUGGAUGAUAGAAGUGAUGCAGUCUGUCGCUGGAUUAUACGAGUUAAUGAAGGUCUGAUUAUAAAGAUUGAUUUUGAGACUUUUGAUUUGGAGCUUGGUGUCGAUGUUCUGAGUGUGUACGAGGGAAUCGGAGCUGCCAAAAUCCCCACCUACUCACUUUCAGGUUCAUCUCCUGGAGUCAUUCGCAUUUUUUCCCAUGAGGCCACAUUGCAGUUCAGGUCCGAUUUCACCAACAACAGUCGAGGCUUUAAAGCCACCUACCGAGAGGAGAACCUCACGCACAUCAGCAAUGAGGAGAAGAUAAACUGCUCGUUUGAGGACGGAUUCUGUUUCUGGAGACAUGAUGUUUAUGAUGAUGGAGAUUGGAUCAGGAGGAACGGAUCUUCUCCACCCUCUGUGACCGGGCCGAGCUUCGACCACACCUUCACUAACCAGUCAGGGUAUUACAUCAUAACUCCGCCCCUUCCAGGAAGUUGGGAGAGGAUGUUCCUUCUCCGUAGUCUCCCGUUGGCUCCUGCAGGAGAAGUGAUGUGUUUGAGGUUCUGGUAUCACAUGCUCGGGGAGAACGUGCAGAGUCUGAUUGUAAACACAGAGAGAGACUCGACCUCCACACCCCUGUUCCAGAAAGAGGGAAACUACGGAAACAACUGGAAUUACGGACAAAUAACCCUGAACGCCACGACAGAUCAGACGAUCGUAUUUGCAGCUCGGAAGAGAGGAGGCACCAGGAACAAUAUUGCCCUGGAUGACCUCAGUCUGACCUCUGGGCCGUGUGGAGUGGCACCACCUGGGCCGACCACCGUCCCACCUCCGACCACGCCUCCUCCGGGACCUGCUGAUUGUGGAGGUCCGUUUGACCUUUAUGAACCAAAUACGACCUUCAGCUCACCAAAUUAUCCUCACAGCUACAGACACAACGCAUCAUGUGUGUGGAUUCUGCAUGCUACACAAGGACAAAAUAUCCAGCUGCAUUUCCAGGACUUCUCGUUAGAGGCAGCGUAUGACUUGCUGGAGGUUCGAGACGGAGUCGAGCCGAAUUCCACUUUACUGAGUGUGUUGACGGGGACAGAUUUUCCUGAUAUCUUCUCCACGGGCUCGGAGAUGACGGUGAUGUUUUACUCUGAUUCCACUGGAAGUUAUCGUGGAUUUCUGGCAAACUUCAGCACCGGCUUUAACCUCGGCCAAGCGGUGGCGUGUCAGGACACAGAGUACCGCUGCAGAUCUGGAGUGUGUGUGCCGGCUGACAGUGUGUGUGACGGUGUCAGUAACUGCCCCGACGCCUCAGACGAGGCACAGUGUGUGAGUUUAUCAGCAGUUUCUGUUCCUGGAUCUCCUCGGCUGAAGAUUGAGGUUGGAGGUCGUCUCCACUCGGUCUGUUCCUCUGACUGGAGCUCUCACUUCUCCACAUACUUCUGUAAAUAUUUGGGCUACAGAUCAGGAACUGCUGAUUUUGUAUCUGUGCUGCAUGAAGACGCUCCGUUUGUUAUAGUGUCUCCGGCUGCAGGCGGCUCAGUGAGUGUGAAGCCCAGUGAAAAAUGUCCCAGUGAGAAGGUCGUGUCGCUCCACUGCGAUAACCAGCCGUGCGGGAAACGGAAGGUGCUGAUAAACUCUGAGUCGAAGAGACCGGAGGAUGAAGGUGAAGAUGCAGAUGGGAGGAUUGUGGGAGGAGAGAACGCAGUAAAGGGGGCGUGGCCAUGGGUCGCCUCGUUACACUGGGUAGGAAAAAACAUCUGCGGAGGAACGCUGAUCGACUCUCAGUGGAUCGUCACGGCGGCACACUGCGUCUUCGGGAGGAACAUCCACCUGUCCAACUGGAACGUGAUUCUGGGUCUUCACGCUCAGUACGAGUCGAACACUUCAGACAGACAAAGUCAUCAAAUCGACAGGAUUAUCAUAAACCACAACUACAACAGAAGAACUAAAGACUCCGAUAUCGCUCUCAUACACUUACAGAAAAGAGUCAAUUUCACAGACUACAUCCAGCCGAUCUGCCUGCCCAAUCCUGAUCAGCAGUUUGCGGCGGGGAGGAAGUGUGUGGUCGUAGGCUGGGGAAGAUUAACUGAAGGAGGUAAAGUAGCUGAUGUGUUACAGCAGGCCGUGUUGCCCCUCAUUAAUAACAGUGUGUGUCAGGAGAGACUUCCUGAAUAUAACAUCACUGAGCGGAUGCUGUGUGCGGGAUACAGAGGAGGAAUUGACACCUGUCAGGGCGACUCUGGAGGACCGCUGAUGUGUGAUGAAGGUUCUGGGUCCUGGGUGUUGGCGGGGGUGACGUCGUUCGGUGUGGGCUGCGCUCGACCAGGACGUCCAGGAGCUUACGCCGGGUCUCAAACUUCAUAGACUGGAUUUUGGAAAGUCGACGCGUGUCCUCGCACUGGGACGGAGCAAGAUGAGGAUGAUUGGAUGUAAAUAGGAUGAGGAUGAUUGGAUGAUUCGAUGUUCAAACCUCACGCUGUACAGAAGAAGAUUAUCUGUUGGUUUCAAUAAUAAAAGCAGUGGUUUUAAUAUUUAUGCCUGUAAUCCAGUGGAUCUGAAUAAAAUGAUUUAAACUCAG
Silurus meridionalis is the source of this 3954-nucleotide messenger RNA. It is a transcript of the gene tmprss15, whose product is annotated as transmembrane serine protease 15. The record is from RefSeq and is a predicted model, not a curated record. Gene Ontology annotation, biological process: proteolysis. Gene Ontology annotation, molecular function: serine-type endopeptidase activity; protein binding. Gene Ontology annotation, cellular component: membrane. Lineage: Eukaryota; Metazoa; Chordata; Actinopteri; Siluriformes; Siluridae.